UGUGUGUGUGUGUGUGUGUGUGUGUGUGUGUGUGUGUGUCAGAGUGUUACCGUUGCUGUCCAUUCCUGAAUGUAGACACGUCCCGUGGCCGAUGGAGGGUCUGGUCUAACUUCAGAAGAGCUUGUUUCUCUAUUGUGCAGCACAAAUGCUUUGAUAUCAUCAUCUUCUUCAUCAUCCUGCUGAGCAGUGUAGCUCUGGCAUUUGAGGACAUUCACCUGCAGCACCGUCAGGUGUUGAAGACGGUUUUGGUCAGAGCGGAUCAGGUGUUCACCUGCCUUUUCCUCAUGGAGAUGAUUCUCAAGUGGAUCGCCGUCGGACUCAAGAAAUACUUCAGCGACACCUGGAGCUGGAUUGACUUCCUCAUUUUACAGUUGUUCCUGGUGUCUAUAGCUGCCGACACAUUUGGAUUCUCUGAACUGGGAGUCUUUCAGUCUUUGAGGACUUUGAGAGCUUUGGGGCUUCUGAGGGCCAUUUCUCGCAUCCAGGGCCUGAGGGUGGUGGUGCAGGCUCUGGUCCGGACUGUCCCGUCCAUGUUGGACUUCAUGCUGGUGGUUCUGGUCUUCUGGAUGGUCUUCAGCAUCCUGGGAGUGAAUCUGUUUGCUGGAAAGUUUUAUUACUGUUACAAUGAGACGGCAGAGGAAAUCUUUUUACCUGAGGUUGUGAACAACAAGUCGGAGUGUUUCUAUCUGAUGAUGGAGAACUUCACUGAGGUCCGCUGGAAGAACACACACUUAAACUACGACGACGUGUUGAACGGUUACCUGUCGCUGCUGCACCUGGUCAGUCUGAACACUCGUAGUCUGAACGCUCGUAGUCUGAACGCUCGUAGUCUGAUC
Anarrhichthys ocellatus (wolf-eel) is the source of this 836-nucleotide messenger RNA. Its product is annotated as sodium channel protein type 4 subunit alpha B-like. Gene Ontology annotation, biological process: membrane depolarization during action potential; sodium ion transmembrane transport; neuronal action potential. Gene Ontology annotation, cellular component: plasma membrane; voltage-gated sodium channel complex. The record is from RefSeq and is a predicted model, not a curated record. NCBI's taxonomy places the organism in Eukaryota, Metazoa, Chordata, Actinopteri, Perciformes, Anarhichadidae. Gene Ontology annotation, molecular function: voltage-gated sodium channel activity. The annotation marks the transcript as partial. The transcript is spliced from 4 exons.